GAUCGCCGAUCGGUACUUGUUGACUAACUUUUUACUUUUUUACUAUUAUUAUUAUUAAGUUUGUUUUUGUUGUUCUUGUUAUCUUUUCUUAUGGUUUUUUUGGAGCUCCCACUCUUUUUAAUGCUUUUUUAUUUAUUGUCUUCAAGGUAGAAACCAAUAAUGGAUAUUAACAGUGAUCAACUGACUGUGGCAAUACGCUGUAAUAACUAUACCGAAGUUGCAAGUUUAUUAGACAAAGGCCUAGACGUCAACGGUGUAGAUUCCGAGGGAUAUAGACCUUUGCAUGAAGCUGUUAAACGCGGAUAUUUAGAUAUAGUGGAAUUGUUAUUGAAAAGAUCAGCCAACGUAAACUUGUCUACUUCACGGUUUCUAACUACGCCCCUACAUCUAGCAGCUAUAUUUGGUCAUCUGGAAGUGGUAAAAUUAUUGAUCACAUAUGGUGCAUCGUUAGAAACGAAAUGUGAUAUUGGUUUACCAGCAGACUAUAGGUCAGAAUUAAGUUAUGUUGAUCGUGACCACGCAAGUUAUAUUAUACAAAAUGCAUGGGACUUCGAUAUUCAGGGUAACUUUACAACACCUCUAACAUUAGCCGCGGAUUGUGGCAACACAGAAGUUGUCAAGUUAUUAAUAGAACGCGGAGCUGACGUGAAUAAAAGUAAUGAUGAUGGCUGUAAUGUUUUACAUAUAGCUUCCGGAUAUGGUGAUGUAGAAAUAGUUAGCCUCUUGCUUCAAAAAGAGUCAAACCUCGAGGCUAGAAUUAAUUUAUGUGGUAGUACUCCUUUACAUUUAGCCUUGGAUACUAAUAAACGUAUAGUUAUUGAUCUUUUAUUGCAUGCAGGAGCUGAUGUAAUGGCAAAAGACAGAAGUGGCCGAAGACCACUGGAUAUUGUCUGUGACAUUAUUAACAGUUUGGAGAGAGAAACUUACCUCAGAGAUAAUUUUUACGACGACGAAUUAUACUACUCAGCAAUAUAUGACAUGCACAGCUGUAAGUAUAAAGCGAAACGUUUAAUACAAUUUAUGUUGUUAGUUAGUAAGGAUAUAGAAAUAAAAAAACACGAAGACUGGGCAGGUGAUUUCGGAUUCGAGCGCGAAUCGACAUAUUAUACAUUCUGUCAUAAACAUAAAAGAAAAUAUCAAAAAAAUAUCAAACAAAUGGAAGCCUGUCUGAUAAAAAAUACCACAGUUUCGGUAUAUACCUUUCUGCAGGCCUUAUAUUAUAACAAAAAGAACCUCUUAACGUUCCUAUAUAACCAACAACUACGUCAAGAAGUUAAAAAUAUUGAUAAAUAUAUUAGUAAAUAUAAGGAGUAUUCAAGCAUUGCACCAAUGGUCAUGAAGAAAGUACAAGAGAGUGUAAGAAGAUUGGAUUUGCUGGAAGCGGCCUCUACUGCAAUGGAAAUAAUUGCCCCUAACCUAGUAUUGGAUUGUCGACGAAUAAUUUUAAAUUAUUUAAGUAAUGGCGAUCUUCACAGUCUCACAGAAUCUGUAAGUUUUCCAAAUUAUUGAUGUGACGGUUUCUCGUGAUUUUUGUUGUAUGUAUGUUUAAUUUCUGUUCGCGGUCUUAUGUAAGAUUCCUAUAAUUUCUUAUAAUUCCUAUAUUUUGAAAUACCUCAGAAAAUAUUUUGUUAAAAUAUAGUUAUAUAAGUAUUAUGUUAGGUUAACUUCCACUCUUUCAGUAGGUUUGUUCCAACACAACGAAAACCGUUAUGAAACGAUCACUAAACUGCGAGCAGAUAGCAAAAUAAUACGUUCCAUGGAUUAUUUUGUUUACUGCGCAGUUUCGUAAUCGUUUCCAUGACGGUUUUUCGUUGUGUUGGAAACCUAGAGUGUAUUCUUUUUAUAUCAAUAAAAUAUUUUGUAUACAUACUGUAA
Diabrotica virgifera virgifera (western corn rootworm) is the source of this 1875-nucleotide messenger RNA. Its product is annotated as ankyrin-1-like. Bases 160 to 1509 code for a protein of 449 amino acids. Gene Ontology annotation, molecular function: protein binding. The record is from RefSeq and is a predicted model, not a curated record. The transcript has 2 exons. Gene Ontology annotation, cellular component: cytoplasm; nucleus. Lineage: Eukaryota; Metazoa; Arthropoda; Insecta; Coleoptera; Chrysomelidae.